Molecule: messenger RNA, 1500 nt
Organism: Helobdella robusta
Lineage: Eukaryota; Metazoa; Annelida; Clitellata; Rhynchobdellida; Glossiphoniidae
Exons: 8
Coding region: 1-1500 (499 amino acids)
Biological process (GO): transmembrane transport
Molecular function (GO): transmembrane transporter activity
Source: RefSeq, a predicted model, not a curated record
AUGGGCAGCUCCUACGUCCUCUUCGGUCUGCUCUACAAGGAUCUCAUCCAGGAGUUCCAGUCUAGCUCGGCAGCUGUCGGAUGGAUCGGCUCCUUGUUCGUUGGCUGUGGAAACAUCAUGGGGAUCGUGUUUGGUUUGGUGGUGGAGAGGAAAGGAAGCAGGCUGGUGUGCAUGUUGGGCUCCUUGAUCUGCUCGGCUGGAUUCUUCCUCUCAUUUUUUGCCAGCAGUUUGUUCCACUUGUAUCUCACGUACGGCCUCAUGGCUGGCAUAGGAAUGUCCAUGAUAGUGACACCGUGCGUCGUCAACGUGAUGAUCUACUUUGAUGAGAAGAGACCGCUAGCUGGUGCUCUGAUGAGUUUUGGCUACUCGAUCGGAUCCGUCCUGGUUGGUCCUGUCAUGAGAUAUAUCUUCGAGCUUGUAUCUUGGAGAGGAUCACUUGUGUUGUUUUCUUGUCUGACCCUUCAAAUGACUCCUGCUUCAUACUUUGCUUUUAGGCCUCAUUUCAAAUUCAACAAAUUAAACGAAAAUGCCAAAAGCAAUCUUAAAAACCCAAUUGUAUCAACAAACUCUGAUAAUGAUAACGAGUCAGAAAUCAACAAAACUAAAAAUUGUACAACCAUCGUUAACUUUGAUGAAUUGAAUGAUAUAAAACAAUUAACUGAGAAACAUUUAAAAACAGCCUCGCUUGUAAAUCUCGCCUCAAUGACGAAUGACACAAAUUUGACCCUCGAUGCAAGACGAAGUACAAGUGUUGCUGACGAUAAAUUUUCAGAUGAAAAUUGUGUCGGUAAAGAAAGUUUUGCAGAACAAUCAGUGGUGCCUCCUGGUGCGACACAGCCCCUUCAGUACAACUUCCAUGAACUUUGUGAUGCAAGCAGUACCGACGACCGCGAAAAUAUCCAGACUGAAACUUUCGGGCAGUUACUUUGCGACGCACCGUUGGUUUGUUAUCUGUUAAGUGUCCUCUUUAUGUACACGGGGAUUCAAGUUUAUAUGAAUCAUACUCCAAGCAGGGGUUGUGUUCUCGGCGUUGACCGAACACUUGUCAAUUAUCUGCCCGUUACGUACAAUGGCGUUUCAGGUUUCAUGAAAAUUGUUAGUGGGUUUAUAUCGAACAGACCAAACAUCAACAGACUUCUAUUGUAUUCGACUGCCGUGUUAGGAGUUGGUGUGGCUCUGAUGUUCACACCGUUCUUUAUUACAUUCCAAACGAUGCUGCUGCAAGGUGUCUUGUGUGGAGUCUUUGCAGGCUUUUUGUUCAGCUUGUUUGUGACGCUGGUCGUUGAUCUGAAGGGGCGUUCAAACGUCACGAAGACAACUCCAAUGGUCAACUUUUCUUUUGGGUCGGCAGGCUUGAUUGGCACCUCAUUGGCAGGCGACUACAACAGCACCUUCCUCAUAACCAGCAGUUUGGUGCUCCUAGCAAGUUUCUUGUCCUUUCUGUCCCUCUUCAUCCACGCUAAAAAAUCAAAAGUUUUAGAGGCUAUCCAAGAACUGUAA